UAGUGAAGAACGAACUCUGCUUUAAAAGCCUGUCACGGCCAGUGUUGGCUUUCAGUAGCAUAUGAACGGUGCGAUCGCGAGCACAAGCGUGUAAAUACCUAGAAGUGGGUGGAAGUGAUCCGACGCGAGUGAAGGCGGUAUAAUAUAAGGGGGUUGAAAAGCUCUCGUUUGAUGUAACCUGUUGCAUUCGCACGUUUCGUUUUCGAAGGUGUGUGGAUUGAAACGACAAUUGCAGAAUCGGUCAAGUGCGAAAAAUCGUUUCGGUGGUUUUGGGUCUGUGGUGUUAGAAAUCAACCCCCCACUUGUGUUGUGCGGUAAAGUUGUUGCCGAAGUGGCAUUGAACAAAAUAGCUGGUUGAGACUUUGAACUUGAACGGUGACGAAAAGAGAGCUUACUAACAAAAAUUUGACAUGGGAACCAACCGGUUCAAGGCUCCUCCCGUCACGGAGAUGCAGGCUCCUCAAUUCAAAGAGUUCGCCAAGGAGAUGGUGGAUUACAUUGCCAACUAUCUGGAGAACAUUCGUGAUAGACGCGUUCUACCGGAGGUUCAGCCCGGAUACCUAAAGCCGUUGAUCCCUUCGGAGGCUCCCCAGCAGCCGGAGCAAUGGCAGGACGUGAUGGCAGACAUCGAACGUGUCAUUAUGCCCGGUGUAACCCAUUGGCACAGCCCGAAGUUCCAUGCGUAUUUUCCGACGGCCAAUUCCUAUCCGGCAAUUGUGGCCGACAUGUUAAGUGGUGCCAUCGCUUGCAUCGGCUUCACCUGGAUCGCCAGUCCCGCAUGUACGGAGUUGGAAGUGGAAAUGCUCAACUGGUUGGGCAAGAUGUUGGGUCUGCCAGAGGAAUUCCUAGCGAGCUCCGGAGGACAAGCAGGUGGCGUGAUUCAAGGAACUGCUAGUGAAGCUACUCUUGUUGCUCUCCUCGGUGCGAAAGCUAAAGCCAUAAAGCUAGCCCAGGAGGAACAUCCGGAAUGGGAUGAAACAACUAUUAUUUCUCGACUGGUGGGAUACACCUCAAACCAAUCUCAUUCAUCCGUCGAACGGGCUGGACUACUCGGAGGAGUGAAGCUUCGCUCCUUGAAGGCUGAUUCGAAUCUUCAACUGCGUGGUGAAACGCUCGAGGAAGCCAUCAAGCAAGAUCUUGCGGAUGGUCUUAUUCCCUUCUACGCAGUCUGCACGUUGGGGACAACCAACACCUGUGCGUUCGAUCGUCUCGAUGAGCUGGGACCGGUAGCUAACAAGUACAAUGUUUGGGUGCACGUUGAUGCGGCCUACGCAGGAUCAGCCUUCAUCUGUCCGGAAUACCGUCACUACAUGAAGGGCAUUGAAACGGCCGAUUCCUUUAAUUUUAACCCACACAAGUGGAUGUUGGUCAACUUCGACUGCAGCGCCAUGUGGCUGAAGGAACCGUACUGGAUUGUCAACGCCUUCAAUGUGGAUCCACUUUAUCUGAAGCAUGACAUGCAAGGAUCGGCUCCCGAUUACCGUCACUGGCAGAUUCCGCUGGGUCGUCGAUUCCGAGCCCUGAAGUUGUGGUUUGUGCUGCGUUUGUAUGGUGUGGAAAAUAUUCAAGCUCACAUUCGUCGCCAUUGUGCGUUUGCCAAACAAUUUGAAUCGCUCUGUUUGUCGGAUAAUCGCUUCGAAAUUUUCACAACGGUUCAAAUGGGUUUGGUUUGUUUCAAGCUCAAGGGCACUAAUGAGCUAAAUGAAUCUCUACUGAAACUUAUAAAUGGCCGUGGCAAAAUUCACUUGGUACCAUCUAAAGUCAACGACACUUACUUCUUGCGCAUGGCGGUUUGUUCGAGAUUCACCGAGGAAGCUGACAUUGACUAUUCGUGGAAGGAGGUCGCGGCUGCCGCUGAUGAGCUACUCAACAAGUAAAAAGGCCUCCGGAAAAGUUCCUGAUAAGGUGCAAUAGUAUUGUUUUCUCCCUAUUGCUCGCUGAACACACGUGAAAACUCUAUGCGGGACCAUGCAAAGCAACAAUAACUACCAUUCUAUUGAUGUAUAUACAUAAGCAGAUCGUAUUCUCAUUGUUAUAUUUAAGAUGUCCCUUGAUGUUGAUUAGCCGUUGGAAGCAUUAUAAUACAGUAAUUUAUUGUGGUUUAAAA
Molecule: messenger RNA, 2107 nt
Organism: Wyeomyia smithii (pitcher-plant mosquito)
Lineage: Eukaryota; Metazoa; Arthropoda; Insecta; Diptera; Culicidae
Product: aromatic-L-amino-acid decarboxylase-like
Exons: 6
Coding region: 411-1877 (488 amino acids)
Biological process (GO): catecholamine metabolic process; amino acid metabolic process; serotonin biosynthetic process
Molecular function (GO): pyridoxal phosphate binding; aromatic-L-amino-acid decarboxylase activity
Source: RefSeq, a predicted model, not a curated record